Molecule: messenger RNA, 812 nt
Organism: Durusdinium trenchii
Lineage: Eukaryota; Dinophyceae; Suessiales; Symbiodiniaceae
Source: the annotation of a GenBank genome assembly
CAGACCAGCACGCUGCAAUGUGGAUCACUGGCCUCAGGCUACCUGGGUGACAUCACCUUGACCUGCAACGAGGGAGUGAUCACAGCAGACCUGAGCGCUUGCAAGGCACCAUGCCCGGCGGCUGCGGUGUCGGUGAGCUUCGCCAGUGCGCCCCAUUCGGUGUCCACCACGGCGGAGAUUCUGCACGGGCAGACGGGCUCCGUGGGCUGCAACACUGCGGACACGGGCUUCACAGGAUCCAUCGUGCUCAGCUGCACUGAUGGCGUGCUCUCCCAGAGCUCAGAAACAUGUGCCGAGCGCGCCUGCGAGGAGGACCUGGGCUAUGAGUUGCACCUGGGAGGCCAAAGUGCCAGCCGCACAUUGGCUGCUGAGGUGGCUCAUGGUCAAAGUGUCACAAGUUCGUGCAGCUCGGUGAAGGAGAACUAUGACCAUGACAUCACCGUCACUUGCAUCAAGGGCGGCCUCUCUGCCGACUACUCGGCCUGCGUGCUCGCCUGCCUCACCAGCGAUACUGCAGAUGUGACCCUGGGGCCUACCACCCAUACGGUUUCUCCAGCGGCCCGUAUGGCGGAAGGCGAGACGGCCACCAAGCAAUGCUCGGACCUGGGUGCCCAUUACACUGGGACCAUGCAGGUCAGCUGCAGUGCCGGCACUGUGUCAGUUGUCAGCUCAUGCUCCGUGGGAUGUGCCGCCACCGAUACCGCACAGGUCUUCAACAGCGAUGUGCCAUUGGGUGCUAUCCUGGCGGAUGGUGCAACUGCCACACUGCAGGACUGUCCUGGUGCUUACGUGGGAGACUUCACGGCCUCUUG